AGGAUAUGUAUUUUCGGCAUUGGAGCUUCCGCCUCCGGUUUUUGGGGGUUAAAUAAAAAGUACUUGUCCGGCUGGCGGUUCAAUGACCAUCCAGCCGACCGGCGACGAUGCUAUCUGGGCAAAGUAUAUUGCCAUCGACCAUCCAAUGCUCCUUACCACAUUUACUAAUGGGGCUUGUUUUACCUAUCGCUGGAAAAACAAAAAUAAACAAAACGUAAUGUGCAGAACGAGUUGCAAGGUCGACGAACGUUGAGUGCGGUUCCCAAGCCCAGUUCUAAGUCCCGAGUUCCCGGAUUCCGGGCCCAAGUCUGUGCAGUUGACUUAAUGCCCGGCUCUGUGAGCCAAACACGUUUUUCGCUAGCGCAUAAUUUGUGGACCAAAACCAUCAGAAUGCCCAGCUCCAUGAUGUCCGUGAUGAUGAUUACGCUGCACUCGCUGAGCCUGAGCUGGAUUUUUAAUUGGCCUAGUCCAUUGAGUGCUCCAUUUGCCGGUUUCCCAUCUGUGUACUCAUCAGAUAUCUGCUGGCCAAGGUGCCAGUGGGGUGAAUUGCAGGACAGAUGCCCAACGAUAAUGGACAGCUGAGAUUUGCACUCGGAUAGCAGUAACUGUGAAAACAAGUUUGAAUUGCAAAUGAGUGAAUUGCGAAUGAACUGGGAAUUUUCCAAUUGCUAUUUGAAGAACUAAAUGGGCUUUACGCAGAUAUCUUGGCGACGAAACCAGAAUCGAUGAAUUCACAUUGGAAAGAAAAUAAAGCUUUUAUAUCUCUAUUGAAAGUAAAUUUAAAUAAAAUGUUUUAAAUUUAAGUCAGUUGUGUAGUUUGAGUGAAAAGUACUGAAACAU
Messenger RNA from Drosophila mauritiana, 840 nucleotides. RefSeq lists its product as uncharacterized. The record is from RefSeq and is a predicted model, not a curated record. The transcript has 2 exons. Bases 325 to 582 code for a protein of 85 amino acids. Lineage: Eukaryota; Metazoa; Arthropoda; Insecta; Diptera; Drosophilidae.